UCAUGUAGCUUGCACUAUAAAUCUGUGCAUUUCGAAAGUACAGUCUAAUUGUGCCCGAUUCCACUUUAAAUCGUGAAUUCUCGUUGCAUUCAAAUAAAUAUAGAACCAAACAAAACCCAUAGAGACUCGGAACUUUUACAAAGAAACCAAUUUUAAACAUUCGCUUUCGUGCGGAGGAGUCUACUCUACUUUGGGAUUAAAGGACACGAUGGAGACUAGGACGUCUGUUGCCAUUGGAUUACUUGUAUUUUCAUUCUAUUUUGCGGGAAUAGCUUCAGGUAACAUUGAUUUCCCUAAGGCACAAGACCUUACCUGGUCGUCAUAUAACUUCAAGACAAUAUUAACCUGGGGACCCAAGCCCACAGAUUACUCGUACACCGUUGAAUAUUAUGGAGUGGGCAAAGAUCGGGACAGAAAUCCACACUGUAUCAGGACCAAAAAUACGGACUGCGACCUGACCAGGAUGCUGACGAACCUGAAGGAAUCUUACUACGCCGACGUCCUGUCUGAGCCCGAGAGAGGCACAACCUCUGACAUCGUGGAGUUCCCCCACACCAGAUCCGAGAGAUUCUGCCCAUACAAAGACACUUUGAUAGGAAGACCUGAUUUCAAGAUCGAGGUAAACAAAGACACAGACAAGAUCAUUCUAUACAUAAAAGACCCUAUCGCCGCCGUUUAUGAAGAUGAUAGACUGCUGAACAUGCGAGACAUCUUUAAGGAUGACCUGAAGUACAGAGUCACCUACAGAAGGGCUGGAAGCACUGGGAAGAAAGUGAAAAUCACGGACACCAGCGAGAUGGAGCUGGAUGCUGAGAAUGGAGAGAGCUUCUGCUUCAGUGUGCAGGCCUUCAUCCCGUCCCGCAGCUCGGGGAAGCAGCUGGGGGAGAUGAGCCGUCCCCAGUGUUCGCCCAAGGACGACAAGCCGCUUCUGGAAGAAUACGGACUGGGUGUGAUCGCAGGAGGCAUCCUGGCGGUCACAGUCCUGCUCAUCAUGGUCAUCGCCCUGGUCGUGGUUUGCUGCCGGCGGCGAAGGACCGUGGUCAGAUCAGAGAAGGAGAACGUGCCCUUGAGUCAGGCGGAGCCCUGAGUCAGAAGGCAAGAUCGGAAACAUGGCAGCAUCCCCCCUUUUGGUCGAUAAACACUGGAAGCACCUUUAUUCGGUUUCUGUGAAACUCGAACGUGUUCCAAUACGCUGGACACAUGUGCGUCUUCACUAUCAGCGGUCUGGUCUUAAAAAAAGGAUUACAAUUUCGGUACUUUUAAUCUGUCCUUUUAAUGAAGAGUAUGAAGAGACUACUGGAAUUAUUUUUUUACACUACUUUUGCGCUUCAGUUUGCUAGUAUUUAAAAUUGCAGCAUAGGUUUUGUAAACACUAACUCGCACUAAAAUACUGAUAUCCUGAUAUACUGAUAUCCGGUAUUUGUUUCUAUUCGACACCUAUUAAGGGGCAUUAAUUAUACUACUUGUUUUGAAAUGUUUUAUUUAUAUAUUAGAUGUAUAUUUUUUAUAGGAUAUUUAUUUAUGGGAUCGUAGAUUGUAUUUUCAUACAUGUGUUUUAAUUAUUAAUGAGUGCAUAUGUGAUUAUGUGAUUUCCUGUUUUGGAAGUUGUAUGUUGAUGUAGUCUUCAACUGCUGGAAUGAGUCCAAGAUGGCAGACUCUUGGUCUGAUUCUAGAAAGAGACUGCAAAGUGUUGAAAGAAUCAUGCCAACUGUAUGUGGAGCAUGCAGAGCUGUUACUGUGGGUUGGGUUGGUACACUCCUGUAGAUUAUGUACAUAAUUUUUAAUGGACCACAAACUCACCACUCCUGUCUGUCUGUUCCGUCCAUUUUGGACCUACAUUAGAGAAAAUGUCCAAGAGUGUUUACAAAUAAAUUCCAUGUUUUA
This is a messenger RNA of Conger conger (European conger), 1884 nucleotides long. Its product is annotated as tissue factor-like. Bases 209 to 1087 code for a protein of 292 amino acids. Gene Ontology annotation, cellular component: membrane. Gene Ontology annotation, biological process: blood coagulation. The record is from RefSeq and is a predicted model, not a curated record. The transcript has 6 exons. NCBI's taxonomy places the organism in Eukaryota, Metazoa, Chordata, Actinopteri, Anguilliformes, Congridae. Gene Ontology annotation, molecular function: protein binding.